AUGUUUACACCAGGCCUCACAGAUAAUUCAUCGCCGAAGGCUGUACCAACACCGGCGAGCGGCCCUCGUGAAAACAUAUCGCUGAUGAUGAGGCUGGCAUCUGAAGCAGUCAAGAGUCCUGAAAGUAACGUUGGCCCAAAUUUAGGCUUGACGACGCCAAGAUCCAGUAUUGUUUCACUUGCGACGGCCUUCAAGGCAGCUCGAACACCAGUAUGCAAUGCUUCCGAGCCAACCGAACCUGAGACAUGGUCCCUCACAGAGAGGGCGCUGGACAUGAAAGUCCUUCAACUCGCAAAUAAACUCAUACUUGAGCGAGAGGAGCGUGAGAACCUGUGUCAGGAAAUCAAGUGUCUACAAGCCGACAACAGCUUACUACGAUCAGCCAAUAAAAGUGACGCUCUCAAACAUGAAGAAAAUGCCGUAUAUCUCCAGCGGGCUAUAGACGAACUUCAGCAAUCGAUCAGGGGAAUGCGCAAUCAACAUCACUCUGAGAGUGAGAACUACAGAAGGGUAACCGAUAACCUUCUUUCGGAGCUUGAGGGAUACAAGGCACAACUUGCGACUGCCCAGGAAGAAAGGGACACGAGUUCGACUUUAGCUCAGGAAUCCAAGGCACAGGCCAGCAAUGCAAAAGCCGCAUUUGAGUUACUUUCCAAGGACAUGGAAGAUUCAAAAAUGAUUCACGAGUCAGAGAUUCGAUCACACCUUGCACAACUUGAGGCACAUAGACACACGAUAUCUGAACUUCAAUCGGCUCUUGAAAUUGCAGACAAUGCGUCGAAACGUGAAAAAAGGCUCGCAGACCGCCACGAAGAACACAUGGCGAAUAUAACAGAGUCGCAUGAUGCCGAAAUAGAGCGUAUGCAGAGACUACUUGAUACCAGUUACAAAACACUACAAGAGUUCCAGGACGAGUUGCACCUGGUCCAAGAGAGUCGAGAAUCACUCAUAGGCGAGCGAGACCAGGCAUUGGCAAAAGCACGACGACUUGAAACCAAGAAAGCAAAGCGUGGUCGUCAGGUCGAUUUCGUGGAUCAACUCGUUAUUCUUUGCGUGGACGCUAGUAACAGCUCGCAAGACGUAUUCCAUCAGGUUAAGCAGGUCUACCGAGACUUGCUUGUUUUUCUAAAAACCAAGAACAGCGACACAAAAGUAGCAGUGAUUACUCAUGGACAUCCCAAUAACCUUGAUGUGGCUCCUCCAGAAAUGAUCACAACGACGACUUUGCAGCUGCUCAACAGCGUGAACACCGCAGGCACUGAGGAUUACUCUUAUUGCCUGAGUAAGGCGAACGAGAUUAUUGGUUCACGCAUGGGAAUGGGGAGCGUCUUCGAAACCAAAGUGAUUAUCAUGAUUGGUGACGGAAAUGCUAUUUGCGACAGUAGUUCGGGCAUCGAGGCCGAAAUUCUCAUACUUCAACGCCAAAACAUUCCUGCUCACUCCGUGAUUGUCCCUAAUGGCUCAAAGCGGUUCAAAGGCUACACGAUGACGAAGAUCUCGGAGGAGACUGAGGGCGUGAUUUUGACUAUUGACAAUUAUUUAUCAGAGUUGGACAGACUCUCUGCAAGGAUCUAG
Molecule: messenger RNA, 1575 nt
Organism: Neoarthrinium moseri
Lineage: Eukaryota; Fungi; Ascomycota; Sordariomycetes; Amphisphaeriales; Apiosporaceae
Exons: 1
Coding region: 1-1575 (524 amino acids)
Source: RefSeq, a predicted model, not a curated record